Messenger RNA from Dermacentor albipictus, 16505 nucleotides. RefSeq names its product terribly reduced optic lobes (gene trol). Gene Ontology annotation, cellular component: signaling receptor complex; plasma membrane; apical plasma membrane. NCBI's taxonomy places the organism in Eukaryota, Metazoa, Arthropoda, Arachnida, Ixodida, Ixodidae. Gene Ontology annotation, biological process: receptor-mediated endocytosis. The record is from RefSeq and is a predicted model, not a curated record. Gene Ontology annotation, molecular function: hormone binding; protein binding; calcium ion binding.
AAUCUGUUCGGCGGCAGUCGGCGUGUUGCGUGUGUCGACGCUGGUUGAAGCCGCAUUCGAUGUCCCACGAUGGCAUCGCAUCGCAGCCUUCAACUACUGCUAUGUCUCUUGCUCGUCGCCGCCGCCUGCCAGGCACUCGGGAAGCAGGUAAGCACCAACAGCCACUCUGCUGCCUCCUUCCUCGCCGUCGCCGUCACGCGCUCCUUGUCCCCGCCUGCAAGAGGACGGGCUCUCAAGGAUCCGAGGCUCGUUCGUCUCCGAUGAGUAAGCACAGACGCCUACAAAUUCUUGGCGCGUUGGCUUUUUCAUCGAGAACCAAGGUGGACCACGACAUCACCUUUGACGACGCGGGUGAGGGAAGCGAGGCGACAUCGCGGCGGCGCUCCGCGGUGCAGGACUCCAGCCUGUCGGGGUUCGCGAGUUCCAUUCUGCGGCGAGUGCGGAGGGCCUGGUUCUUCGGAGGCGGCGAUCCGAGCAGCACCACCGUGCCCCCCACCGAGGCGCCGGAAGUGACGUCGACGCAGUCCUCGCCGGCUCAGUACACGCGCUCCUCUCGGAACUCGGACGAUGACGGUUUCGAGGCCUCUGGUGACGGCGUCGGGGACGACGAAGAUGCUGAAGACGUUUCGUCGACUACACACAGUGGCGCCGGAUACCCGUCGUUCGAUGUCGACAGGAAGUUCAUCGGUAGCCCGCACGUUCCCGACGGCUCGGGCAGGCCCACCAAGACAACGCACGAUGAGCAGCCCCCCGCCGGAUCCUCGGCCAUGUUCCGGAGCUCCUUGCGCAUCCUGAACCAGCCGUUCAACACGAACUUGGUGCGCACGGACAGCGAGGCCUUCAAGCAGCUCAGCGCGGAAUUGAAGCUUUCGCUCGGCCGCGCCCUGGCGCGCUACCUGCGGCCCCCGCACAACGUGGCCUCCGUCGAUGUCCUCCGGUUCGCGCCGGCCCCCGAGACCGGUGCGCUGACCGUCACGUGCGACGUCAAGCUUCCUCGUGCCGAUCCCCGGGCCUUGCAGCGCGCCAUCCGCUCCGUUCUCGACGGCGGUCGCAUCGGCAGGUUUCUCGUCUCCGGCUCGGAGUCCACGUUCACUCAGCUUGGCGUGCCCACACCUCAUCCCGGUGGCAUUCAUUGUGGAGCUCUCCAGUUUGCCUGCGACAACAACCGGCGGUGUGUCGAAACGUCGCGUAGGUGUGAUGGCCAUCGCGACUGCAACGACGGCUAUGAUGAAGAAAACUGUGUGGAACAAGGUCCUGAGGGUCCUCCACAUCACGGAUUUGAGUGCAAGCCUGAUCAAUUCGUUUGUGAUGGCCGUAGGUGUCUAGAAAAAUUCCAGAAAUGUGAUGGUCGUCGUGACUGUGUUGAUGAAACUGAUGAACAGGACUGCCCCCCUAGAGCAGUACCUCCCCACCACACUGAUGGAUUCCAGUGCAGUCCUGACCAGUUCGUUUGUGACGGCCGUCGAUGUGUGCACUCUGCGGGCAAGUGUGAUGGUCGUCCCGAUUGUGCUGAUGGCACUGAUGAACAGGAUUGCCCAUCAAGAGAAGUUACAAUUCAUCAUGAAGGAGUUCAAUGUGGACCCAAUCAAUUUGUUUGUGAUGGCCGUCGUUGUGUUGAUGCAUCUAGCAAAUGCAAUGGUCACCCUGAUUGUGCUGAUGGCACCGAUGAACAUGAUUGCCCUUCAAAAGAAGUUACUACUCAUCAUGAAGGAUCUCAUUGUGGACCCAACCAGUUUGCUUGUGAUGGUCUUCGCUGUGUUGACUUGUCUGGAAGAUGCGAUGGCCACCCUGAUUGUGCUGAUGGCACUGAUGAACGUGAUUGCCCAUCAAGAGAAGUUCCAACUCAUCGUGAAGGAGCUCAUUGUGGACCAAAUCAGUUUGUUUGCGACAGUCGUCGGUGCGUUGAUGCAUCUGGAAAAUGCGAUGGCCACCCUGAUUGUGCUGAUGGCACUGAUGAACGUGAUUGCCCAUCAAGAGAAGUUCCAACUCAUCAUGAAGGAGCUCAUUGUGGACCAAAUCAGUUUGUUUGUGACAGUCGGCGGUGCGUUGAUGCAUCUGGAAAAUGCGAUGGUCGCCCUGAUUGUGCUGAUGGCACCGAUGAACAUGAUUGUCCAUCAAAAGAAGUUCCAACUCAACAUGAAGGAUCUCAUUGUGGAGCCAAUCAGUUCGUUUGUGACGGUCGUCGUUGUGUUGAUGCAUCUGGAAAAUGUGAUGGUCAUCCUGAUUGUGCUGAUGGCACUGAUGAGCACGACUGUCCAUCAAGCGAAGUUUCUCCUCCUCAUGGUGAAGGUGUUCAGUGUGAACACAAUCAGUUCAUUUGUGAUGGUCGACGGUGUGUUGAUGUAUCAAAGAGAUGCGACGGCCACCCUGAUUGUGCUGAUGGAGCUGAUGAAAAUGACUGCCCAUCGACUGAAGUGCAUCCACUUCAUGGAGAUGGAUUUCAAUGUGGACCGCAUCAGUUUGUUUGUGAUCACCGCCGCUGUGUUGAUCUGUCUCGAAAGUGUGACAGUCGCCCAGACUGCCUUGAUGGAACCGAUGAACAUGAUUGCCCAUCGAUUGAAGCUUUCCCUCGCCAUUCUGAAGAGAUUCUCUGUGGACUCGAUCAGUUCAUUUGCGAUGGUCGCCGAUGUAUUGACACAUCAAGAAGAUGUGAUGGUCACCUUGACUGUGCUGAUGGAACUGAUGAACUUGGCUGCCCACGUGAAGGUGUUCCUACCCACGCCCCUGGAUUUCAGUGUCGACCCGAUCAGUUUGUUUGUGAUGGUCGUAGAUGUGUGGACUCUUCUGGAAGAUGUGAUGGCAAGCCUGAUUGUGCUGAUGGAACUGAUGAACAUGACUGCCCACCAAGAGAAGUUCAUUCCCUUUGUGGUCCCGGUCACUUCAUUUGUGAUGACAGGCGCUGUGUUCCCUUGUCUGGAAAGUGUAAUGGCCAUCGCGAUUGUGCUGAUGGCAGUGAUGAACAAGGCUGUGCAAAAGAGGAAAGCGAUGGAGGCAAGGAAGGAUUCCAGUGUGGCCACCACCAGUUUGUCUGUGAUGGUCGCAGAUGUGUUGAUCAUUCUGGAAAGUGUGAUGGCCGUCAUGACUGUGCUGAUGGAUCUGAUGAGAGGAACUGCCCAGGUGUGCCAGGGGGAGACAAAGUCAUGAAUGCCUCUAGGAGCCUGUGCAAUUCAACAGAGUUUCGUUGUCGUGAUGGCACUUGCAUUCCUCUGUCAUACGUUUGUGAUGAAGAGGUAGAUUGUAAAGACGGCUCCGAUGAGCUUUGUGAUAUUACUCGUGACUGUGAACCCAAUCAAUUCAAGUGUGACGGAGGAAGAAAAUGUGUUGACUCCUCAAGAAAAUGUGAUGGUCACUAUGAUUGUGCUGAUCGCACUGAUGAAGAAGGUUGCACACCUCAUCCUGGAGGGCAAUCAUGCCGGCAGGGGCAAUUUAGGUGUCAAAAUGGCAUUUGCAUCAAGAUGGAAAGGCGCUGCGAUGGCUACCAUGACUGCCAGGAUAGGAGCGAUGAACUUGAUUGUCCUGGUGUCUGCAGGCCUAGUGAAUUCCGGUGCCAUAAUGGCAUGUGCAUCCCAGAACGUGCUCGUUGUGAUGGGCGCAGAGACUGCCCAGAUGGAUCAGAUGAAAGCCAGUGUGCUCCAAGUUGCAGGGCAGAUCAAAUACGAUGCCAUGGUGGCGGCUGUCUAAGCAUCUCUCGAAGAUGUGAUGGAGUUUCAGAUUGCCCCAAAGGAGAAGAUGAGCUGUCAUGUGGCAAUGGGCAUGCGUGUCGGCCUCAUGAGCACAAGUGCUUGUCUGGACACUGCAUUGAUUCUCGCCAUAAGUGCAAUAGAGUGAAGGACUGCCCUGAUGGUGAUGAUGAACAUAAUUGCAUCAUUGACUCUAAACCAUGUAGGGAAAAUGAAUUUCGAUGCCAAGAUGGGACAUGUAUGCCAGAUUAUUUACGUUGCAAUGGCCAUUCGGACUGUAGGGAUUCGUCAGAUGAAGCAGAUUGUCAUAAGCACAAUUUCCCACAGAAGCUGCGCUUCCAGUGUGGCAAUGGUGUGAGCAUUCCUUCAUCAAAUGUCUGUGAUGGAGAGUAUGAUUGCCUUGACGCAUCUGAUGAGUUCUGUGAGUGCAAAGAUGGUGAAUUUCAAUGUGGCAGCGGGAAGUGCAUUGAUAUACGGAAGAAGUGCGACAGGCGUGUCGACUGUGAGGAUUUUUCAGAUGAAGCCAACUGCGAGUGCCAAGACAGCGAAUUUCGCUGUGGUGAUGGUAAAUGCAUUGAAGGCCGAAGACGAUGUGAUGGCACUGCUGACUGCAGAGACUACUCAGAUGAAACCAGUUGUGCCUGCAAGGACAACGAGUUUCGCUGUGGAGACGGAAGCUGCAUUGAUGUCCGCAGGAAAUGUGAUGGAACUGCUGACUGCCGAGACUACUCCGAUGAAAGGAACUGCAGCUGCAAGGCCAAUGAAUUCAGGUGUGGUGAUGGAGCCUGCAUUGACAAGUCCAGACAGUGUGACCGCACCCCUGAUUGUAGGGACCACUCGGAUGAGUACAACUGUCCCAUUCCAGGUUGCUCUGCCUUGCAGUUCAGGUGUGGUGAUGGGCGAUGCAUUGACAUUAGCAGAAAGUGCGAUGGGAGAGUAGACUGCCCUGACUUCUCUGAUGAAGCUAACUGUGUGUCUGAUGCUUGUCAGUCUGAUGAGUUCAAGUGCAAAUCUGGCGAAUGCAUAAGGCUCUCUGGAAAGUGCAACCGUCGAAGGGAUUGUGCUGACGGAAGUGAUGAAGAAAAUUGCUGCACAGCUGAUGAAUUCCAGUGCAGAACUGGAGAGUGCAUUGCGAAAAGCCACAGGUGUGAUGGCCAGUACACGUGCAGGGAUGGGUCAGAUGAACUAGAGUGUAAAUCUCACCUCUGCAGGCCUUCACAAUUCCGAUGUCAAUCAGGACUCUGCAUAAACAGAGAUGAAUUUUGUGAUGGAGUGCCUCACUGUCCUGAUCGAUCUGAUGAACUUAACUGCUGGACAUGCCAGCCUGGACAGUAUGUAUGCGCUAAUGCUCAGUGCAUUGAACGAUCUCAGCGCUGUGAUGGUCGUUUUGACUGUACUGACUUUUCUGAUGAAGCAGACUGUGCUCCUGAUGCUGGCGUGAACAUCAAGGUCUACCCAGAACGGCAGACAAUUAGACAAGGCCAAGAGGUUGUAUUCCGCUGCCGAGAUGAGGGCACCAGGCGGUCCCAGGUGAAAUGGACCCGGUCGGAUGACAGCCCCUUGCCUCCACAAUCAACUGAUGCCCGUGGCAGGCUGACCAUGCCCAACGUGCAGCCUGACCAUGGGGGCGUCUACCUCUGCAAGGCUGUGGGUGUUCCAGCUUCCACGUCGGGGGCUCAGAGGGCUGCUUUCCUCACCGUGCAGCCAUACACUCCACCAACACCGAAACCGGAUCGACCGCUAGGAGCUUGCAAACAUGAUGAAGCUACCUGUCAAAACGGAAAGUGCGUCCCGCGGAAGUACGUCUGUGAUGGGGACUAUGACUGUGAUGAUGGCUCUGAUGAAAACAACUGUGCUCAACCCUCCCUCUGUGAGCCCAACGAAAUGCAAUGUGACAACAAGAAAUGCAUCCUGAAGGUUUAUCUGUGUGAUGGGGAUGAUGAUUGUGGUGAUGGCACAGAUGAGAGAAGCUGUCGUGACAACAUUCCAGGAUCUCCAUGCCGAAUGGGAGAGUAUCAAUGUCUGUCUGGAGACCAGUGCAUCCCAAAGAGUUUCCACUGUGAUGGAGAGUUUGACUGCCAGGACAAAUCUGAUGAAAUUGGAUGCUCACCGCCAACCAUCACACAAUCACCCCCGGACGUUGUUAAUGCCAUGGAAGGGGAGACAGUCAACAUCACUUGCCGGGCAAUAGGCAACCCAGUGCCACUUAUUAACUGGCGCCUAAACUGGGGUCACAUUCCCCCAAGGCCACGAGUAACAACCACAAGUGACGGUGGCUUUGGCACAGUCACCAUCCGUGAUGUACGCCAGUCAGACCAGGGAGCAUGGUCAUGUGAAGCCAUCAAUAGCAAGCAGAGUGUCCUGGCCACUCCGGAUGCAAUUCUUGUGGUUAAAAGCAAAGGUGUCUGCCAUCCACCACUGUUUAAUGACAAGGCCCAGUCAAGCUCAGAGUGUCUGCGUUGCUUCUGCUUUGGUGUUUCUCAGACUUGCCAUAGCAGCAGCUUGAACAAGAUAACUAUUCCUCUAGCCAAUGAAGUGUCCGUUGCCACUAUGAGCAUUCUUCCCGAUGGAAGCUACAUGGAUGUCACAGAAAAGUUUAGGCCUAACCAGAAUGCAGUGCAUUCUAACCCUGCAAAUCGAGAGUUCAAGAUAGACAGCCAAGUAAAAACAUCAGAGGCACCUGUUCACUAUUACUGGAGCCUGCCUGCAGAAUUUCUUGGAAAUCAGAUCAACAGCUAUGGAGGUCAGCUCAAGUACACCUUUAGGUACCAAGCAUCGUCAAGACCUGUACAAGCUGCAGACAUUAUCAUCAGAGGAAAUGGGAUCACAUUGUAUCACACCCUGAGGCAGUCAUAUGGUCCCCUGAGAGACAAUACUAUUGAAGUACAAUUUGUGGAGGGCGAAUGGCACAAGGAUGCCCGACACAGUGCCAUCGGUAGCCCCGACACAGCCACCAGGGAAGACAUCAUGCUUGUGCUGCAAAAUGUAGAAGGCAUUUUUAUUCGAGCCAGCUUUGACAGUGAACUGGCAGAGUCAAGUGUUCAUGGCCUCGAGAUGGACUCGGCUUCUUAUUCAAGUCCCAAGAACCCUCCUGCUUCUUUUGUGGAGCAGUGCUCAUGUCCAACAGGUUACACUGGAAAUUCUUGUGAGAACUGUGGUCCUGGCUACAUACGACGGCGAUCUGGACCCUACCUUGGCGAGUGCGUUCAAGGCGUGCUCCCUUGCAAUUGCAACGGCCACUCGAAUUCCUGUGACCAACAGACUGGCCGCUGUCUGAAUUGUCAGCACAAUACGGAUGGUCCAAGCUGUGAAACCUGCAAACGAGGUUUUUAUGGUGACGCAAGGCGAGGUACGCCAACUGAUUGCCAGCCUUGUCCAUGCCCGAUGGUUGAUGUACCUGGACAGUUUUCACCAACCUGUGUGUUGGAGGCUGAUGGCCAAGUGACCUGCAACUCGUGUCCAAUUGGUUUUGAAGGCAGGCGUUGUGAACGCUGUGCUCCAGGAUAUGAGCGGUACCCACCUGGCUCUGUUGAUGGAUCUUGUCACUUAAAAGAAUGUGAACCUGGCCAGUUCCAGUGUGGUGAUGGGUCAUGCAUAGAUUUCAGGAGAAGGUGUGAUGGUCAUUAUGACUGUAAUGAUUACACUGAUGAACAGAACUGUGGUGCACCACAGUGCGAUACAGCUGGCAGCUUGAGUCCACAGCGAAGCCCAUCAACUGGCCUGUGUCAGUGCAAGCCCCUCGUUACAGGAGCCUCAUGUGACCAAUGCAAGGCAAACUCCUUCCACCUUCACCCAAGUUCUCCUCUUGGCUGUGUGGAAUGCUUCUGCAUGGGCAUCACGAAGUCCUGUUCCAGUAGCUUCUACCACAGAGAGCAGGAGGUGUUGAGGUUCUCGACUAGCACUGAGGGUGUCCAUCUGACAACUUUAGACAGAGCUGCCACAAUUGACCGGGGACUGAAACUGGAUCCCAGGAGCAAGGAGCUGGUUUAUCAGGACUUCACAUCACACCCUCGUCAGUCCUACUACUGGCAACUUCCCCAGAGAUUCUUGGGUGACAAGGUUACAUCUUAUGGAGGAUUUUUAAACUACACAAUAAGGAGUGGUGGCACUGACAGGCAAAGCAGAAGUCCCGAUGUCCAGAUCACGGGAAACAAGAUCAUACUCAUCUACAGGCACCCUGAAAGGCUAAAACUCAGGUUUCCACAAACAGUGUCCAUUCCAAUGUAUGAGACCUCGUGGAUCAGAGCUGAUGGCUUACCUGCAACCAGAGAGCAUUUCCUAAUGGUGCUUGCUGACUUGAGCUCCAUACUUGUAAAAGCAACACUCAGUGAAGAGACAGACACUGCCAGCCUUGUGGAGGCAUCGCUUGACAUAGCCGUCGAGUAUCCCACUGGCCAGGCUCUGGCUCAUGCUGUGGAGCACUGUCGCUGCCCCAUUGGCUACAAGGGGCUUUCGUGUGAGGAUUGCGAUGCUGGCUACACACGCUCGGGUGCCGGCCUCUACUUGGGAUUAUGUGUGCCCUGCUUCUGCAAUGGUCAUUCCAGUGACUGUGACCCAGAGACUGGAGCCUGUAGUAACUGCCAACACAACACGCAGGGUGAAUAUUGUGAAGAAUGCCUACCUGGUUUUAUUGGUGACGCUACUGGAGGCACCCCGAGUGAUUGUGAGGCUGUCCUGGUGCCAUCUUGUAGAUGUGACAACAGAGGUAGUACAAGGCAAGAGUGUGAUGCCAGGGACAACUGCCCUUGCAAGAGCAAUGUACAAGGAAAGAAUUGCAAUCGGUGCAAAGAAGGAUAUUUUAACUUGGAAGCAUCUAACCAGGAAGGCUGCUCUCGUUGCUUCUGUUUCGGGGUCACUGAACAGUGCAGCAGCAGCUCUUACUACAGGAGCGAGGUCAAGAUGCUCUUGCAAGAUUUGAGGGACCCAUAUGCCCACAAUUUUCAGCUGUCUAACCGGUACCAUUCUAACAUUGUCACAGAGACUAUCAUUGUUAACCCAUCAAACAAUGAAGUCAGUUACACAGCAUUCCCACGUGAUCCAGCUGAAAAGGAAACCCUGUUUUGGUCACUUCCAGCACAGUUCUUGGGCAACAAGCUUACAUCUUAUGGAGGAUUGCUUCGCUAUACCCAACGAUUCACAGCAGACAGUGAUGGAGAAACCUACAGUGAUGCUGACAUUCAAAUCACUGGAAAUGGUGUCACCAUAUUCUACGUAAACAUUCCUCCACUCCCACCCUCUGAGACAAGAACGUUUGAAGUAACCUUAAGAGAGGAUAAGUGGCAGCGAGUGGACUCUCGUGGCCCCACACUAGCCACCCGAGAGGACAUAAUGAAGGUGCUGGCCAAUGUGGAAGUCCUGCUGAUCCGGGCAUCCUUCAACUCGCGCAUGCACAGCUCCAGCCUGAGUGAUGUCUCCCUCUCAACAGCCGUUCCUCUGCGAUCCACUGGCCAUGCUGUGGCCAUUGAGGUGGAACAGUGCAUCUGUCCUCCUGGAUACAAUGGUCUCUCCUGUGAGGAAUGUGCACCAGGCUACAUCAGGGACGUCAGUGGCCCUGGCCUUGGAAGGUGCACACGGUGCCGCUGCAAUGGCCAUUCAGAGUCUUGUGAUGCUGCAACUGGAAACUGCGUUAGGUGUAGGCACAACACUGUUGGAGAUUACUGCCAGAGGUGUGCUGAUGGAUUUUAUGGUGAUGCAACAAGGGGCACACCUGAGGACUGUAAGCCAUGCCCAUGCCCACACACAAUGCCAUCUAACCAGUUUUCUCCAACUUGCUUUUUGGACACUGACAACAAGCCAACUUGCAAUGCCUGCCCACCUGGCUACACGGGACGGAACUGUGAACAAUGCUCACCUGGCUACAGUGGCAACCCUCUUCAGCUGGGAGGUCGCUGUGAACCUUCGGGAGGCACUACUGCACCAUCACUGCCGACAGUCUCGAUAACUCCCAAGAACCUGGAAGCAUCGCUGGGCGCAAGCACCAGCCUGACAUGCUCUGUAUCUGGGCCUCCUCUGCCGGUGCGGUUCGAUUGGAUCCACGGCACUGCUCCCAUCAAUGCUUCAUCUGGCUUGGUCAUCGAAUCAGUGUCCAGCAAGAUAAGCAGGCUGUUGGUGCCAGCACUGCAGACAGAGCACAGUGGGACAUACACAUGCAGAGCUGUGUGGCCCACACGCUCGUUUCAAGAGGUGGCAUUCGUCCAUGUAUGGGGUGGUGGUGGACAGUCUAUGAGAGUUCAGGUAGAACAACCUCGAAUUCAAAGAGUUCCAGUAGGGUCGACUGUGACAAUACGCUGCACGGGAUAUUCACAGUCAAAGGCACCUUUCUCUUUGGUGUGGACCAAAGAAUCUGGUAGCUUGCCUCUAAGAGCCACAGAAGCAAGUGGAAUAUUGACAGUGCCUGAUGUUCGUGUUGAAGACAAUGGAACAUAUGUGUGCACCGGUUCAGAUGUCUCAAGUGUUGCCCAAGACAAGGCCGUUCUUCUUGUUGAUGGGCUUGACCAGAAAUCAGCUCCACGAGCACGAAUUGAGCCACAUUUCCAAGAGGUUAACGUUGGUCAGCCAGUUGAGUUCCGUUGCCUAGCUGAUGGCUUCCCUGAGCCAACUGUUAAAUGGUCAGGAGGCCGCAAUGGUAUGGUCAACCCAGAGUCUACAUUCAUUGAUGGAGUCUUCCGGAUACCUGCUGCUCGGAAGUCUGAUGAAGCAGAGUACUUUUGUACUGCAAGCAAUGCCAUGGGAACAGAUAACAUUAGGACAGUGCUGUUUGUGAAAGGAGAAGAAACAAUGGCUGCCAUUGUUUCUGAAGAUGACUCAGGUGCUGGAGAGGGCCCCCACCUUACCAUCCACCCUACAAGUCUUGAGGCCAGAAAAGGAGAGACUGUACGCUUUGACUGCCGAGCUUCUGGACGGCCUACACCAAACAUCACAUGGUCAUUUUCUGGUGGCCCGAUGCCAGACAAUGCGAACCAGGUGGGAGGUGUGCUGACUUUGCUAAAUGUUGACGAACAGAACCAAGGAAGCUACAUGUGCAUCGCAAGCAAUCGUUAUGGAACAGCACAAGGCCAGGCACCUUUGCAACUAACAACAAGAAGGAACAUCCCUUCAGUACACAUUGAACCAGAGAGACAGACGGUGCGUCAAGGAGAGGAUGCAAAGUUGCGUUGCAUUGCAACAGGAACACCCACACCAGUAAUCAAGUUUGCAAAAGUUGGAAGCAACUUCACUCAUAGGCACAUUGUGCAGGAUGACACACUGACAAUUGAGCAAACAGUUGUCCAGGAUCGGGGCCACUACAUCUGCUUGGCAGAAAACAGAGAAGGCAUAGCUCGGGCCACUGCUGUGCUGGAAGUGGACCGGAGGGAGGUUCCACUUGUGGAGAUCUACCCCAAGAACAUACCACCACUUCACCAUGGAGACACUGCAUUUCUGCAGUGCAGACCUAUAGCUGGUAUACCAACACCAACAGUGGAAUGGACACGUGCUGAUGGCAGUCCUUUCACCCCCAGCACUGAACUGACUGGCCCUGGGAUCAUUCGAUUUACUAAAUUCUCAAAAGGUGAAGAAGGAACAUAUGUUUGUUCUGCUGAGAAUGCAAUGGGCAAGGUGACUGCACAAACAACACUGAAGAUGCAAGGGACACCCUUUGUGCGCAUCCUUCAACAGAACCCUUAUGCUGUGAGGGUUGGCGACCAGAUCCGGUUGGACUGCAUUGCUGAGGGUGAUCCAAAGCCUGCAGUAACUUGGGAGCGCAUUGGCCAGCCCAUCACCACUUACUCCAAUGUCGACGAGCUGCAGGGCGGCACCACCACUCUGUUCAUUCGCCGCGUGGCACCUUCGGACAGCGGCAUCUAUGUCUGCAAGGCUACAAACUAUGGAGGGGCAUCUGAAGAGAGGAUUGAAGUUUCUGUUGAAGGAAACCGUCAUCCACAUUCCAUUCCAAGGCUGGUUGCAGAUGAUAGAGUUGUCACAGCUUCACUUGGAAAAAGAGCAGAACUUCGCUGCCACAUUGAAGGAACAUCUCGUCCUAUUCAAAUUGUUUGGUCCAAAGUCCUGCCGGAUGGCAAUUUGGCAGAACUCCCUUCAGACAAUGGUAUUGUGCACUUUGAAAGAGUGCAGGCAAGCGAUGCAGGUGUCUAUGCCUGCCAAGGCAAAGAAGAUGGUUCUGCCAUACUGGACACUCGUGUUACGCUCGCUCUCGUUGCUCCGCCUCGGAUCCAGCUGAACCCAACCCAGCAGACUGUACGUCCAGGCCACCAUGUGCGCAUCCAGUGCUCAGCCAUUGGGGAGCCACCCAUCACAUACCAUUGGUCACGACAGGGUGGGCAGCUGCCUCCAAGCACUGUGCAGAGAGAUGGCAUCCUCGAGUUCCGUGGAAUCUCGGUCACAGACGCUGGUCGCUAUAUUUGUACAGCAGCCAAUGCAGCAGGAGAAGCUGAAGGGGUUGCUGAUGUUAGGGUCACAGAGGGUGUUGAAAUCGGAUCACUGCGAAAAGAAGAGACUGCGUUUGUGGGCUCGAACAUUGAACUGCGCUGUCCACUGACAGGCUCCCCUGAAAGGAUUGAGUGGACAAAGGACGCCCAUGCCUUGCCACCAAAUGCUAGAGAAGUGAACGGAGAGCUCUGGAUUAAAGAUGUGCAACAAAGCAAUGAAGGAAGAUACAUCUGCAAUGCUAUGACAGGGGACAGGUUGAUAUCCAGAGACUUUGUCAUCCUUCAUGUCAGAGAUGUUCCCAGCGUCUCAGUGAGGAUUCGGGCCAACAAGGAGGUUGUUCACAUGGGUGAUAGCCUGGACCUUCACUGUGUUGUGACAGGAGAUGGUGCCGCUUCUGUUAAGUGGACGAAGCUCGCAGCUGAUGAUCGCUUUGCUGAAAACGUGCGAGUGCAUGGUGCUUUCCUCUCGGUGAAUGGCGUUCGCCCUGAAAAUGGUGGUGUCUACCGCUGCUCUAUUGACAGCCCUGCGGGUACACUCAAUGAUGACUACGUCCUUGCCAUAGAAGAAACUCCAACUGUGCCACCCAAUGAAGUGGAGACCCGUACUAUUCCUUAUGGAUCCACGGUUGUUUUGGACUGCCGGCACAACUUGGAGCCCCCUGUUGCCUACAGCUGGACACGUGACAACGGCGAUGUUCCCCACAAAGCUUUGCCUCGUGACAGCACCUUGGUGGUGCCAGAUGUUCGUGCCAGCGAUGCAGGCACCUACAUCUGCACGGCUAAGAAUGAACGCACCACACUGGAAGUUCCAACCAUUCUUGUUGUCACUGGUCUGCUUCCACGGUUCACCCAGGCUCCCCUUUCUUAUAUGAAGUUGCCAACCAUUGUGAAUGCCUACAUGGGCUUUGAAGUCCAGAUAACAUUCAAACCUGAAAAGGAUCACGGACUACUUCUGUAUAAUGGCCAACAAGAGGAUGGCAGUGGAGACUUCAUAUCUGUAGGUCUGACCAAUGGCUAUGUGGAGUUCCGCUUUGAGCUAGGCUCAGGAGUUGGAUAUCUGAGAAGCCACCGGCCAGUGCAGAUGGACACCUGGCACACUGUUCAGAUUAGCAGAGAGAAGAAAGACGCCAAACUUAAUGUUGACGAUCAGUCAGAAGUUACCGGAACAUCUCAGGGACGAAUGAUGGGGCUGGACUUGACUCAGCCUCUGUUCGUGGGAAGCGUGCCGAGCUUUGACAAAAUCUCACGUGAUAAUGGCUACAAUAUUGGCUUUGUAGGCUGCGUGAGUGAAAUCAAGUUUGGCAGCCGCACCUUGGACUUGGUGAAGGACUCUGAGCAAGUGGGCACUACACCAUGUGAGACAUGCUCCCUGAACCCAUGCCUACAUGACGGUGUCUGCCAAGAGGCGCCUACAGAGGCUGGCUAUCGUUGCAUCUGCCCACCAGGAUUUUCGGGGCGGGACUGUGAGAAGGUUGGCGAGGCCUGUUACCCUGGAAUCUGCGGCGAAGGUCGAUGUGUCAAUCGACCAACGGGAGGGUUGGACUGCUACUGCCCCUUUGGACGAACAGGCCUUCGUUGUGAAAAAGAGGUCUCCAUAGUGGAGCCUGCAUUUGCUGAUGAUGCCUUCGUGGCAUAUCCAACACCCAAGAGCUCCCAAAGCAGUCUGAAGGUGAACAUGAAGAUCAAGCCAAAUAACCUGGAUGACUGCCUGCUGGUCUACUGUGCUCAGUACCCUGACCAGAAAGGAGACUUUACUUCCAUUGGAAUCCACAAUGGAAGUGUGGAAUUUCGUUUUGACACGGGUUCAGGGCCAGCGAUAAUCAGGCAUCCUGAAAGGCUUCGUGCGAAUGAGUGGAUCACCCUGUCUGCAUCGAGGCAUGCACAGAAUGGGGAACUGGUGGUAAAUGAUGGCCACAGGGAAGUGGGGCGCUCACCCGGCCACACUCAGGGAGUGAAUCUCAACACCCCCAUGUAUGUUGGUGGUGUGGACAAGACCAAAGUCAAGGUUCACCCGGAUGCUGGCGUGUCACAUGGCUUUGAGGGCUGUGUUGCACAUAUUGAAGUGAAUGACGCCAGUGUAGACCUGAUUGGUGCUGUGGUUGACGCAGCUAAUGUGGAUGACUGUGGUGGCAGGGCCCCUUGUGAGAAGAAUCCUUGCCAGAACCAUGGCAUAUGCAGGGAACGAGGCCCCAAAGCAGAUGACUUUGAGUGCUUCUGCAAAGCAGGCUACAGUGGUAGGACUUGUGAGAACCAGGAUGACUUUUGUCUCAAAAUUAACCCGUGCCACAACAAUGCAGAGUGUGUUGGACUGGCCAACUCAUACAGGUGCAAUUGUCCAAAGGGCUAUAAGGGCCCCAACUGUGAAACAGAAACCACCUUCGAUGAGUGUGCAAGCUUCCAUGGAGAUGGCUGGGUUGCACUGAGCAGGGACAGACUGGCGCACACUGCAAGCAAUGUGUCCGAAGUAAUCAGGCUCAGCUUCUUGGCAAAGGACCGUGAUGGAAUCCUGCUGUUUCAAGGCCAGCCACGUGGUAUUGAUGCAAAGGGCCAAGACUACCUUUCGUUGGCACUUGUCAAUGGCUACCUUGAAUUCAGCUAUGAAAUGGGAAGUGGUCCUGCUGAGAUUGUGUCAGGAGAAAGAGUUGAUGAUGGACAGUUGCAUGCAGUGGAGCUCAGAAGAACUGGAAAAUGGGGCUCAUUGAAGAUUGAUAAUAAAGAAGUGCACGGUGAAUCUCUAGGUCUCCUUGUGAUGCUGAACACAAAGAGCGACAUAUUUAUCGGAGGUGCCCCUGAACCAAGAGAAAUGACUGCAGAACGUUAUCACAAGGGCUUUGUUGGCUCCAUACUAAAUGUGCAGAUCCAGGACUCUGGUGUCCUUAACUUGUAUGAUGACUCAAUCAGCUCAGCGAAUGCUGACCAAUGUGAAGAGCAUGUGGGAAGUGGAGACUAUUUCAUGCACUUUGGGACAAGCAACAAGUGACCUUCUGCAAAGCAGCUGUUUUCCCAGGCUUUCCAUUAGCUGCAUUUUUUUUCUCAGUCAUGGCACUAGAGCAAAACUGCUUUAUUCAGUCAAGGGGAAAAAAGCCUGUCUUUCCUGACUUAGAAGCUAGGCAUCAUUUAGUGGUGUUUUGUUUUUCUUUUUGUUUGCUUAAUAGUUGCACAUGUGUUUUUCUUCUUGCAAAGAAGCCAUUUUUGCAAAGGCAGUCUAUUUUCUUAUGUCAUUCACUCUAGUCUCCUGUAUUUAGUUGUGCCACUUUAUUUUGAAGCAAGCAGCAGUGUACAUGGGAUCAUCCUUUUGUCUUUGAGUGGAUGAUAGUGUGCUGCAAGAUCCUGCCACAAAGAAGGUUGUUUCUUACUCUCCAUUCUGAGAAAAGCCGUGGAAUUUGUGCGUCGUCUAUGCAUUUCAGUGUUAUCUCACAAAACACACAUAGAGUGCAUUUAGUUCACUCAUCACAGAAUCACUGCACCUUCAUUUUGCGUCACAAAACCUUCAUUUUCUUUGCCUAUUGAACUGUGAGAUAGGAACACACAGCCAGUGUAUCAACGUUCUCGUUUAGUGGCCAUGCAACUCCCUGUCUUUGCAUAAACUGGCAUGUGUGCAUAAGGGCAUUUGCAGCCAUGUCUCAAACUGCUUUAAGCGGCAUGGUGUGACCACAAUUUGCUUCUGUGCAUAGCAGUUGUGCCAAAUUUUUUGUUUGUGUGAAGACACUCUGAAACCAGCAAAAAUAUUCUGCAGCCUCAUCGUUAACAUUUAUUUGCUUCAUUUGUCUACUUACAAAAAAGAAAGAAAAACAAUCGUAGCUUUGUGUACUACUUUGACCCCAGAUGUGUCAGUGCACGUUUGUCCCAGUUCAGGACAAGUGCCAAGAUGGGUACUUAGAAGAGGAGAAUGUAUAAAAUGGCUUAUUUAUAAUGGCAUACUUUUCUACUUUUUUUAUGCGAGUCUGCAAUGUGUAGUAUGCAUGGCUAUAAUGCGAUCAAUCAAAGGCAGCAGUUCUCCUGUUUUGGUUCAUGAUACAUGACUUAAGUCUAAGCUAAUUUCACCACGAAAUUGUAUCAUUCAGCUGCAGUCAAGUUUUUCGUUGUCUAUAAAGGUCAGUCUUUUGAAUGGUUGUCAUUUGUCUGUUUUAAUUUUUUCAGCAUGGGAUUAAGUAUUCUUAUAUAACAAGUGAUUUAGGUAAAAUCUUACUAUGAGUGUGUACAUAUUUAGAGCAUUGACUGCAGCUUUGGUGGUGUCACUGCCAUUUACAACUUUGAAAUUUUGUUAGUUUUCUUUUUCUUUUUCAAUGUGCUAUGCUGCUUAUUAGUAGAUGUUAACAGCAGGUGCACUUACUUGGUUGCGCAUAGUUUCACUGCUGCUACAGCCUCCAAAAUUGCAAUAAAGCUGAUGUUUGUUAAUGUU